Messenger RNA from Amoebophrya sp. A120, 445 nucleotides. Lineage: Eukaryota; Dinophyceae; Syndiniales; Amoebophryaceae. The record is from the annotation of a GenBank genome assembly.
AACCAGAUCAGUUUCAGUUUCAGUUUUGGACGCAAUAUUGUCAGUAUGAUCAUCAAAAAUGUGGAUAAUUUCACCAUGAAUGACGCUCCGACUCUCGCCAGCAGCCGGCGGCGUGCCAUGGCAACUAAUCGCUUGCUACGGGCAUUGUUCGUCGAGCGCAAAACGUUGAAGGAGAUCCGGCGCCUGAUUCAACGCCAGCACCGCGGGUCGUGGUCUUCGGGUGUAGGUACUAACAUACGCUACGACUGCGUCGAUCAGCGGACUCAGUCUGUUUCCAGAUCAUCCCGAAAAGGGCGAGAAAGAAGACAACAUGAGACCGCCCCCGGGCACCAGGUCGCAGCGAGCAGAAGUUGUACAACGACCAUCGUCCCCGACUGCACCACAUCAACGAGAAUGGACAAUUUUCUGAACCUUUUGCCCGAUGAGCAAAAGCAGUUGGGGUCCC